Caenorhabditis angaria is the source of this 2402-nucleotide messenger RNA. Lineage: Eukaryota; Metazoa; Nematoda; Chromadorea; Rhabditida; Rhabditidae. The record is from the annotation of a GenBank genome assembly.
AUGUGGGGUUAUUUAACCCUAUUUUCACUAAUAUUUUUGGAUUUUUUAACACAACCAAGUUUGGCGGCUGAAUGGGAUGCUUCGAAUUUUCCCAAUCCGACUGCUGGACAAUUUAAACAGUGAGUUUUGAUUCGAAAACAAAAACCAAAUCGAAUUUUUUUGGAUAAAAAAUAUUGUAAUUUUUGGCGCUGAAAUUGUUCACAAAAAAGGGAAAACCUUUUCUGAUUUUCAGGAAAAAUGUAAAUUUUUUAAUUCAAAACAAAUUUUUCCGAGAAAACUUUCUGGAUUUUUAAAAUGAAAUUUUCCGAUUUUCCCCCAAAAAUUCCCAAAAAAAAUUCCAGAUGUAACAUGCGAACAACGGCCAACAUUUGUGAUCCAGACGGAGUUCUCGACGAGCAAACUAGAUACAGAUUAGAUCACGAAUUGAAGCAACUCGAAUCUCGAACCCGCCAAAAUUACGGUAGUUUUUGCGACAAAAAAGGUGUAACAGCAGCGAUGGCAAUUGCACGGCAUGUUAGAGGAGGAUCAGAACAGGUUGGUAACAUAUUUUUGAAGAAUUGCUCAUAUUAAUUGAUAUAUUGAAGGCUGUUGAGCAAAUGGCAAAUGAUAUGCUUCAAAAAUGGACGCUGGAUUCGCAAUGCAAAAAAGCUGUUGUUUUUGUGGUUUCAACUGAUGAUCAAAAAUUCUGGGUUGCACGAGAUGACAAAGUUCCGGUAUAUGCGAAUGAGUUCACGCAACUCUUCCAGGCACAAAAAUCAAAUUUCCAACACAGCAAUUAUCAAGCCGCGUUGGCUGGAAUUAUUCAAGGAACAUGGUGAAUUUUUUUUUUGAAGUUAUGCGAAGUCAUAUCAAUUUUAUAUUUUUUGAAACGUAUUUUGUCGAGUUCAGAAUGCUCGAAUUUUCGGAGUAUUCUGGAGCUUCAAGGUUUCAAUUUAGACUAGGACUUAAACUAAGUAUUGAAGUUAUUCUAUUUUAGACUUAGCUCAAAUGUAGUUUUUUCUCUUAAAUUUCGAAGAGUAAUGUGAUUUUUGACACUGAAUGUGAACAUUUUCAGGGAAAAAGCUCUUUCAAAAGCUGGCUCUCCUCGUCAACCAAAUCGUGGUGGAAAUAAUCCACAAGGUGGACAAGGACAAGGUGGAUUUGGAGGACAAGGUGGCGGUGGACAGGGUGGAGGUGGAAAAGGAAUGAGUAUGCCAUCAUUCAAAAUUCCCGGAUGGUUCUGGCUUGCCUUAUUUGGUCUCGUCAUUCCACUUUUGUGCUGUUGUUGUUGUUUGUAUUGUUGUUGUUGUCGUGGAAAAGGUGGAGCUAGGAAUCAGCAAAGAAAUCAGGUUCCGACUGAUCGUGAGUUUUUUAAAAAUGGUUUUGGAUAUAUGAAUUGAACACUAUUUGAAAUCUCUGAAGAUUUUCAAUUAUUUUUGAAACAUAUUUUGUUCUGGGCGUCUUGACAAGUGAAUUUGGAUAUUAUAAUUUCACAGUCUUAAAUUUUCUGAAGCACAAAAAUUAGUUGUUUUAGUGAGAAAAUGUUCUAGAAAUUUAAGACUUCUGCAUCUAUUCAUUUGCAAAAAAACACGAAAAAAAUGUAUUUUUUUACAAUAUUUUUCUAUUCAUCAAAAUCACAAAUUGUCGCGAAAUACAUGCAAUCGUGACGAGACCCACACUCAUUUCAAGGCAACGAGUGUGAAAAAUGCAUGCUUUCGAAAAUUUCAUUUCUUGUUUUUUCUCGCAUCUUUUUCUCUUUGAAAUGUGUGUGGGUCUCGUCACGAUUGACAUUUAUUUCGUGCAUUUUGGUGAAUAGAAAAAUAUUGUAAAAAAAUACAUUUUUUUCGGUUUUUUUCGCAAAUGAAUAGAUGCAUUCCAGAAUCUCUAAUUGUAAGCCUCUAGAAAUACCAAAAAAUUUAGAAAAUUUUUAAGCUAUGGAGUUUUUUUGGGUCCAAGUUUUAGAUUAUUUAGUGAAAAUCUGAAAUUUAAGUCAAAUAUUGCUGAAAUUAGUUGAGUUUUAUGUUGAAAAAAUUACAUUUCACAGAAUAAAAUUUGAAAAAAAUCCCAAAAUUGUUACAGCUGGAAUGGGCGGCGGCGGUGUUCCACAACAACCACGUGGCGGCGGUGGUUCCAGUAUGUUCUCAAAUAUCCUUUCAUCUGCUGGAGGUGCUGGAGUCGGUUCGAUGCUUGGUCGACUUUUGAGUGGUGGUGGAAAUCGUGGCGGAGGAGGAAUGGGUGGAGGAGGAAAUCAAGGAUUCGCAAUGGGUGGCGGUGGAAAUCGUGGAUAUGGUUAUAAUGGAGGAGGCGGGGGAAAUGCUUAUCCUGAUAGCCCGGUUUAUGAUGAUAAUAAUGGACAAGGCGGAGGUGGAUUGUAUCCAUCGAGAGAAGUUAAAGAUCGUGGAGGCGGUGGAAGUUGGGCUUGA